This is a messenger RNA of Gadus macrocephalus (Pacific cod), 4217 nucleotides long. Its product is annotated as frizzled-6-like. NCBI's taxonomy places the organism in Eukaryota, Metazoa, Chordata, Actinopteri, Gadiformes, Gadidae. The transcript is spliced from 8 exons. The record is from RefSeq and is a predicted model, not a curated record. Gene Ontology annotation, biological process: canonical Wnt signaling pathway; non-canonical Wnt signaling pathway. Bases 586 to 2769 code for a protein of 727 amino acids. Gene Ontology annotation, cellular component: plasma membrane. Gene Ontology annotation, molecular function: Wnt-protein binding; Wnt receptor activity.
AAAUGCGUAACCUUAAAAGGUAAUAGCACAAUUAUUUGGUUGAAAAGAGAAUGAUAUCUAUUUUUAGGUUUUACCUUAAACAUUUCUUCUUAAUUAUAAUGUUAUUGCAUACCUUGCAUUCACUGACCUGCAGUGUUGUGUGACAACCGCACACUCAGGAGACGGAGGAGGAAAGGCGGAGGAGGGACUCUAUGUUUGUCCCACAAAACCCUUUCACGGCGGCACCAGAUCCGCAAAAAAAUUGUAUAUUUUCAAACGUACCCAUGUAGUCGUCGGCUCUUCUGUUGGGAUUCCGAGGGUUUGUGGGACUUCAAACUGUGAAGCCAGGCUUCCCGAGUGACCUGACUGAGGAGGUUGGUGGGUGGGGGGGGGGGGCUGAUGGGUAUUGUUCACCUGCUGCCGACCCUCACAUCUCCACGGAGACGAGCCCGGGGCAUCAGGAAUGUGGAUGGAAGUUUGAGCCAGCCGAUUCCAACGUUCAGGCCAAGUUUUUAUGAUUUUGAGCCCAGGAGACGCGGGUCCCAGUCGAGAAAACCAUAAUUGUAAUAAUACAACUUCAGACCACAUUACCACCCAACCACUACGAUGAGGACGCCCGGAACGCUGUGGGUGUGCGUGGCCAUAAUUUGGGCCAAAAGUUGCCACGCCCACAGCCUGUUCACCUGUGAGCCAAUCAAAGUGCCACGCUGCCUUGGAAUGCCCUACAACAUGACCUUCUUCCCCAACAUGAUGGAGCACUACGACCAGGAUGUUGCAGCCAAUCAGAUGGAGCCCUUCAUGCCCCUCGUGAACCUAAACUGCUCUCCAGACGUGCACCACUUUCUCUGCCAGGCCUUCAUCCCGGCGUGCACAGAGGGCACCAACGUGCUGCGUCCGUGCAGAGAGCAGUGCGAGGCCGUGCUCACUGACUGCAACAAGCUCAUCACUACCUUUGAGGUCACAUGGCCGCCGGAGCUGCAGUGUGACAGAUUGGAGACAUGCAGCUUCAGUGGCUCAGACGUUCCCCAGACCACGGCCAAGAGCUCCUCGUCCACCAAGAGGGACCUGGGCUUCUGGUGCCCGCUGCAGCUGAAGACCAAGCCGGGCCAGGGCUCCCACUUCCUGGGCUCCCCCGACUGCGCCCCGCCCUGCCAGAACAUGUACUUCACGCCCCACGAGUUGGAGUUUGCCAAGAGCUUCAUCGGCGUGUGUUCCAUCAUCUGCCUGGCCGCCACGCUCUUCACCUUCCUCACCUUCCUCAUCGACGUCAAGCGCUUCCGCUACCCCGAACGGCCCAUCAUCUUCUACGCCGUGUGCUACAGCUUCGUGUCGCUCAUCUACUUCCUGGGCUUCCUGCUGGGCGACACGGCGGCGUGCUCGGCGGCCACGCAGCCCGGUGCACUGGACACGGUGGUGCUGGGCUCCCAGAGCAAGGGCUGCUCCCUGCUCUUCAUGCUGCUCUACUUCUUCUCCACCGCCGGCAUGAUCUGGUGGGUGAUCCUCACCAUCACCUGGUUCCUGGCCGCCGGGCCCAAGUGGAGCUGUGAGGCCAUCGAGAAGAAGGCGGUGUGGUUCCACUCUGCGGCCUGGGGGAUCCCGGGGGUCCUGACCGUCCUGCUGCUGGCCCUCAACAAGGUGGAGGGCGACAGCAUCAGCGGCGUGUGCUUCGUGGGCCUCUACGACCUGGACGCCCUGCGCUACUUCGUGCUGGCGCCGCUGUGCGCCGGUGUGCUGGUGGGCCUCUCGCUGCUGCUGGCCGGCAUCGUGUCGCUCAACAACGUGCGGCAGGUGAUCCAGCACGACGAGCGCAACCUGAGCAAGCUGAAGAAGUUCAUGAUCCGCAUCGGCGUGUUCAGCACGCUGUACCUGGCGCCGCUGCUCACGCUGCUGGCCUGCUACACCUACGAGCAGAGCCAGCGCCGCGGCUGGGAGAGCACCUGGAUCAACGACCGCUGCCAGGAGUACAGCAUCCCCUGCGCCCAUCAGACGACAGAGAGCAGCCGUCCAGACCUGGCUCUGUUCCUGGUCAAGUACGUGAUGACCCUGGUAGUGGGCAUCUCUGGCGUGUUCUGGGUCAGCAGCAGGAAGACCUGCUCCCAAUGGGCCUUCUUCUUCAACCGCACCCGCAAGAGAGACCCCAUCAGCGAGAGUCGCCGGGUGCUGCAGGAGUCCUGCGAGUUCUUCCUCAAGCACAACAGUCGCGUGCAGCACAAGAAGAAGCACUACAAGCCCAGCUCCCACAAGCUCAAGGUCAUCUCCAAGUCCAUGGGCACCAGCACUGGCGCCGUGCCCGCCAACACGACCGCCGGCCCCGCCCCCAGCGCCGGGGCCAACCCCGCCAUGGACAGGCACCGCGGCCACCGCAGCCACGCCGCUGAGCCACCCGCCGGAGCCGGCACGAGCACCCUGGUCCCGGGGCUCUUCCCGGACCCCAGGGGGUCUUCAGAGACAUCCGAGAAUCCGAGGAGGGAGCACCUGGACCGGGCGGCCUCUAGCCGAGGCUCCCGGCGCGGGGGGGAGAGAGACAAAGAGAGGGAUGCGGGGGAGAGACGGGGCAAGGCCGGGAGCUUCGGCAAGGUCAGCAGCCACUCGGAGAGCUUCCGCCGCCUCCCAGACGGAAGGAUAACUCCCAGGAGUGACCUAUCAGAGGCCAGACAGCUUCCCAGUGGACAGCAUCAUCCAGCUUUAAACCUAUCACACGGCGGCAGUGCCAAAGGUUCCUCCUCCCGUGUGGCGCACCAAGCACAGGAGGACAAAAAGGACAAGGUGAACAAGGAUGGUAGCUACUGAGACGGCACGCUAUCCACAACCAUCAUCCACCCUCCCAUCAAUCCAUCCAUCCGACAGCGGACCAUUGAGCCAACCAAACAACCAAACCAAUCUACUGUGUUUUGGUUUGGAAAAUCUGUUACAAGCGCCAGCUGUUGUCUGUGCACAUUUGUUUGUGACAGACUUGGAUCUCAUUGUGUCUUAACAUAACCACUUUAUUAUUAUUCUAUUUUAUCAUUCUUUUUUAAUGUCGUUUAGAUCACAGUCAGUCAUUAGUAAGCAUGGUUUUAGCUCAGCUCAAGGGUUCAUUCAGGGCCGUUUGCUGGUAUAUGUAAUUUUCUAUUUUUAAUGGUGUCUCCGUGUCACUUAGCUUUAUUGUGCAAUUCAGACAAAAUGCUUUACCACUGUGUGCGGCCUGUCUUUGUUCUCUAUAUAACAAGCAAUAGAGUUGUUUCAUAGAACACAUGAAAAGCUGUUUGGGGAUUUUCUUAGAAACACUUUGUCGAUGUUACUGCAAGCUGUAGUGAAAAAAUGCAAUAUAUAUGUAAAUAAUGUAUUGUAUAGAUAUGCACGUCUCUUUCACUGGGUAAGUCUUACACUGGGUGUCGUGGUGAGGAAGUCCUUUUGUUGCCAAUCAAACGGCAAGAUAGUAAUUUUUUUUACCUUUUUAUAAGCCAACUGUGUCAUGAAAAGAAUGUUUAGCAAAUGUAGUCUGAAACCUUUUUUAUACUGUUUUUAAAAUGCCUUGUUUACGUGAUUCUACAAGCAUAUUUCGAGAUGAUGCUGAGUUGAGUUGAGUUAACUCAACUUUUCAACUUUUUAUAUAAUGCAAUAUACACCCCCAUCUUUAUUUGUGAUCUAACCAUUUUCCAGAAUUUCAACUUUACACUUACGGCUCUUGUAGAAGAAAAUACACUGCUUGGGAGAAAUUGCUUCCGGUCAUAUGUUUUUAUGGUAUGGGCUACAUAUUUGUGGUUAAAUAAAAUAAAAAUAAAACAUUUUAAAUCAAUUUGCACUGUGUAUAUCGAAGCACAAAUCACACAUUUGCAAUGGUCUCAAAUAGGUAAAAGACUGGGUGGUGCUGUUUAUGGGUUAUUUAUAUGAAUUACAUGAUACAGACCAUUUUCUUUUCAUCUCAUCGAUAGUCAGAAUAUUUGCUUAUGACCCAGUAUUUAAUUGUCUGUGCUUUGGCGCAUGGAGAACCGAUUGGCCCAAUGGCAGACAUUUACCAUUUGGGAGUACAAGUAAGAUUGUAUUUUUACGCAAUAAAAGGGAAUCAUAUUCUUGAAACUUGUGCAAGCCUAAGUAGUUUACCGAGAGUUGAUUUCAUUUAUACUGUUUUCUACUGUUUUUAAAAAUGUAUAGGCAUAUUAUAUGUAUGAUUGAUUCAAUUGUUUAGCCUAAAUAGGCCUAUGCCAAUUUCUUAUUUGAUACAAAUGUUACUGGAUAAUAAAAUUAAGAUAAAAUAA